CCUGUCGCCCAGGCGACGGACGGCGGCCGGGCAAGAUGGCGUCGGCGGUGCGGGCCGGGCGGCGGCUACGGCAGGCCGUGGAGGGCAGCGAGCUGGCGGGGUUGCCCGCCGACCUGCGGGCCGAGCUGGAGGCGGCACUGGCCUCCCAAGGCGCCGUGGUGCCCUUCAGACUGCUGCGGAGGCUGCGGACCGCGCUGCGGGAGGCAGGGUCUCCGCUGUACCUACACCAGCUCCUGGAAGGCAGCGAGAUCGAUUUCCCCGAGGUGCCGGUACCACCGCGGAACCCCGAGCUGGUGGCCCGGCUGGAGCGGAUAAAGGCCAAGCUGGCAAACGAGGAGUACCAGCGCAUGACCCGCAACAUCACCGGCCAGCAGACGAACGGGACAUUGGCCGAAUUUGGGAGGCAAGGUGAGUGGCUGCCCGUCCUGCUGACGCCUGGCCGUGGGUACCUACAGUUCGCUCUGUUAAAGCCGUUGUCAUCACCAUAUUCAACUUCAUUGUCACGGUGGUGGCCGCCUUCGCCUGCACGUACCUGGGCAGCCAGUACGUCUUCGCAGAGACGGCAGCGCGCGUCCUGUCAGCGGUAAUUGUGGCCUCGGUGGUUGGCUUGGCUGAGCUGUACGUGAUGGUGCGGACCCUCGAAGGGGACCUCGGGAAACUAUAGUCACACGUGUCCCCCUGUGAACUGUGGCCUUGUGCUGGAGGUGUUUGCCCUCCCCAGAAGUCACUGAUUUGGGGCAGUUUGCUCUUCUACCAUCUAUUUGUACCUGCUCCUGUUACCGGGACAACUGCUGCGUUCCUCAGGCCUCCUCCCUUUGCUUCCCGCUCUGUAACGUUCCUGAAAUGAAUCAUGGAUUAAAAAUCCUGCAGCCGAGGAGCAGAAGAGGGAAUGGCUGUGGACUCUCAGGACACCAGCACAGAGAGGGGCAUCAGCUCCAGCUGCUCCCGUUCUCCUGGGAAGUUGCUGUCCUUUUAUUCUGGAAUUAAAUAACGUUGCGCGUUUGCAAACUUCUUCAA
Messenger RNA from Calidris pugnax (ruff), 1017 nucleotides. It is a transcript of the gene VMA12, whose product is annotated as transmembrane protein 199. NCBI's taxonomy places the organism in Eukaryota, Metazoa, Chordata, Aves, Charadriiformes, Scolopacidae. The transcript has 6 exons. Bases 36 to 587 code for a protein of 183 amino acids. Gene Ontology annotation, cellular component: endomembrane system. Gene Ontology annotation, biological process: vacuolar proton-transporting V-type ATPase complex assembly. The record is from RefSeq and is a predicted model, not a curated record.